Messenger RNA from Hyaloperonospora brassicae, 783 nucleotides. The record is from the annotation of a GenBank genome assembly. Lineage: Eukaryota; Oomycota; Peronosporomycetes; Peronosporales; Peronosporaceae.
AUGCCUCGUGUCACUAACGCCGCGCUCAUGGCAAUAUCUGCUAUUGCUAUCUCAAGUGCCCCCACGGCGUUAGGUUUCCAGUCGGGGAGCGGAGGACGUGUUGUGUGGGAAAACAAUUGCGACUUUCAUUCACAAGACUACCGAUCGAUGAGGGCUAUUCCCAACGUGUGCGGUGACGUGUGCGCCAGCGACGCAGCUUGCACGCACUGGGCUUGGAACAGCUACAACGGUGGCACUUGCUGGCUCAAGAGCGGCAACCGGUCAUCUAAAAAGGCCAAGUGGGGCACGAAUUGCGGUUACGUGACAUCCCGAAGCGCCGGAAGCUCGCAAGGACAAACACAAGGACGAACACAAGGCCAAGUGACAGUACCCAGCAGUGGUCUGACCUCGUCCGAGAUGGGCGAAAUGCUCGGGCGAAUCAAUGCCUACCGGUCGCAAAAUGGUCUUCCGCCACUCAGUCUCGACUCCCGUUUGGUGUCGGCGGCCACAAUGCACUCGCGUGACCAGGCCAACAACUGCAAAAUGACGCAUGAUGGCUCCAACGGCUCGGGGCUCGGCGACCGCAUCAAAGCACAUGGAUACGAUUUCAACUCAGCUGCAGAGAACGUGGCGGGUGGUCAGAACACGGUGGAGUCCGUCAUGACGGCGUGGCAGAACUCGCCCGAGCAUCGCGCGAACCUCUUGGACGGAGACGUGAUCAACGUCGGGUUUGCCAAGGCCGUGAAUAGGGGCUGCAAUGGCUUUGAGACGUACUGGACGCAGGACUUUGGCCGUCGGCAAUAA